Messenger RNA from Paecilomyces variotii, 1060 nucleotides. RefSeq names its product BIG/ATPase V1 complex, subunit S1. Gene Ontology annotation, biological process: (1->6)-beta-D-glucan biosynthetic process; fungal-type cell wall biogenesis. Gene Ontology annotation, cellular component: endoplasmic reticulum membrane. Lineage: Eukaryota; Fungi; Ascomycota; Eurotiomycetes; Eurotiales; Thermoascaceae. The transcript is spliced from 5 exons. The record is from RefSeq and is a predicted model, not a curated record. Bases 65 to 943 code for a protein of 292 amino acids.
UCAUCACCACCUCGACAUCAACCAGCUUGACCCGGAACCCUCUCCAGGAACAACACACGCCAACAUGCAUCUACGAGGGAUCGGGUUGCUUACUCUUGGGACGGGGGUUGUCAAUGCAUUUGUUGACACCUCGCCCUUUAUCCUCGCAUCGACAUCUGAGCUUUUAGGCUCGUCUGCCCAGCUUAAGACUGCUUCGUCUCUGUCGGAUGAAAUUGCAUCCGCGCUCAGCACCUGCCCUUCUGACUACUACGUUAUGGCCUCCCAGCCUGGUGUUCAUGUCUCCGACUUCUCCAAGCCGAAGUCCGCACCCCGGUUAUACGAGAAGCUGUCCGGUAAGGAUAAGGCGAUCAAGUCAAGCUUCAGUGUGAGCGAAGUAUCUGGCGAGCUGGAUGCCAAGUACAUCCAGGAGCUACUAGAGAAGAAGUGCGGUGCUCAGACGACGCACAUCGACGCUUCCACUGGCUCUUACCCGUCAAGCUUUGAAAAAGGUCCUCGUGUGAUUAGUGUCGACUUCCCAGUGCUUCCGUCGGCAGCCACCGACAGACGGCACCAGCUCCAACAUAACGAUGGCUUCCUCGCCGAUAUCGUUGACCGCAUUUCGUCGAAGAAGUACACCGUUAUUUACGUCACCUCACCUCGCGAGUUGAUUGAUGGUGAACAGCCGGAGUCCUUCAUGUAUCACCCCGAUGUUGACAGCCAAGAACCGGUCCACAUGGAUCUGAAACGCGACUAUGCCUCGAACGCCCGCCGGGAGGGCAGCGGCAGUCAAUCAGUCUUCGAAGAGUACCAAUUCCUCACUCCAGGCAUCUACAUGGGCCUCAUCGCCGGUUUCGCCUUUCUGGCUAUCCUGUAUGUCGGCUUUAGCGCCCUGACGAGUCUUCAAGUCCCGUAUGCCGCAUUCGAGAAGGACACUGCGCCCAACUCGCAGAAAAAGCAGCAGUAGCAACAUUCGUGUUGUUUGUCUAGUUGUAACGUCUCCGUUUCUGUAUUCUAGCAGUGUCUAUCUUGCUCUGUUUCCCAGGGGAGUUUUGCCAUCUAUCACUAUUUAUAUAUCCGUCAU